This is a messenger RNA of Fragaria vesca subsp. vesca, 1230 nucleotides long. RefSeq lists its product as uncharacterized. Gene Ontology annotation, molecular function: iron ion binding; oxidoreductase activity, acting on paired donors, with incorporation or reduction of molecular oxygen; L-ascorbic acid binding. Gene Ontology annotation, biological process: collagen metabolic process. The transcript has 7 exons. The record is from RefSeq and is a predicted model, not a curated record. Bases 58 to 1230 code for a protein of 390 amino acids. NCBI's taxonomy places the organism in Eukaryota, Viridiplantae, Streptophyta, Magnoliopsida, Rosales, Rosaceae.
ACAACACUCGGCAUAACAAAAUAUAGACAGAACUAACGUGUUGGCUCUGUGACCGAAAUGACAUACCCAGAAGAUGAAGAACAUCCUCGGCUUCUUCUCCACAACUUCCUUUCUGCUCAGGAAUGCAAGGAACUGGAAUUUAUACACAAAAGCAAUUGCACUGUGGGUUACAGACCCAAUGUGUUCUCAACCACACUUUCACAUCUCAUUGCCACCAAUUGUGCUCAUCUCAUCAUGCCCUUCGUCCCCAUCAGAGAGAGGUUGAAGGAGAAGGUAGAGGAAUUCUUUGGCUGCGAGUAUGAACUCUUUAUUGAAUUCACCGGUUUGAUCAGCUGGACUAGAGGAGCAAGCAUUGGUUGGCAUAGUGAUGACAACAGGGACUAUCUCAAACAGCGCGACUUUGCGGCAGUUUGUUAUUUGAACAAUUACGGGGAUGAUUUCAAAGGCGGACUUUUUCACUUCCAGAUUGGAGAUCUAGCAACUAUUGUUCCAUCAAGUGGGGAUGUUGUGAUAUACACAGCUGACAACCGCAACAUUCAUGCUGUUAAUGAGGUUAUUGAUGGGGAAAGACUCACAAUGGCAUUAUGGUUCAGUCGUGAUGCUGCCCAUGAUGAAGAUGCUAAACUAAUCUCCCUUCUCUCACAGACUCCAUUACGCAAUAAUGGUCCCGAAUUAUUGCUACCUUUGCCAGCAUCAAGUAAUAUGUACUGGUUUUCACCAGAACAUGCUUCGUCCUAUGAGUUUGGAUUUGAUAUAUGCUGUGCAAGACUGCAUGUUCUUGGAUAUGAUGUAGUUUACUCUGAAGAGAAGAUCUCCUGUUCAAAUGUUUCUGAGUUACUGAUUGAGAGAUUGCGAUUAGCAAGAGCAGAUGAGUUGUUUGACUAUGAGUUCCUCAACAUCUUGCAUGCACUUCAGGUAGUGCAAUUCUACUGUUGGAAAGCUUCUGAUCUGAAAUCUACUGAAGUCGAAAAUAUUAUUAAGGUGGUACCCUUAUUGCCAUCACAAAGGGAGAAAUCUCUCUGCCUCAAAUCUAUAUCUCUGAAGGAUCUUCAUCUAGCAGAGUCUAUAUUUUCUGCUGAGAGUGCAAAACACUGUUAUUGGGCCCAUCUUACAGUUGCAGUCGCUAUGUGGGGAGAUUAUGCACACAGGCUACAUAAAGAACUGGUAAUGUGCUUACCUCACUGGAAAACACAUCAAUCUAUAUUUCAAGUAUCAUUUGAUGAUAAGUAA